AUGUCUACCAAAUUCGGAAAAGAUGAUGCUAUCAUGUACCAGGCUCGGUCCGACCUGGACGAGGAGGAUCCCAACAGCCAGACAGGGUCCAUCGACCCCCUGGCUGCUCCGUUGAAGAGAAGAUUGAAGUCGCGACAUCUGCAGAUGAUCGCAAUUGGUGGGAUUAUCGGGCCGGGAUUGUUGGUCGGUUCGGGAAAUGCACUGAAUAAGGGCGGCCCGGCGGGAUGUCUGAUCAGUUUUUCUCUCGUCGGGCUUAUUGUGUUUUUCGUGAUGCAAUCGCUGGGCGAACUGGCUACUGCAAUCCCUGUUUCUGGAUCGUUCACCGAGUAUGCGCAACGAUUUGUGGACGAUUCAUUGGCUUUCGGACUGGGGUGGGCGUACUGGUAUCUUUGGGUGACGAUUCUGGCGAGUGAAUAUAAUGCGAUUUCGCUUGUCAUCGGUUUCUGGACGGAUGCUGUGCCCCAAUGGGGCUGGAUCCUGAUCUUUUGGUUCCUGUUCCUAGGGUUGUCCAAUCUGGGUGUUCUAGCAUAUGGUGAAAUGGAGUUUUGGUUGUCACUUAUCAAAGUGCUGGCACUGAUCGCCUUCUUCAUCCUGGCCAUCUGCAUCAGCACGGGCGGCGUCGGGCCUGGUCCCAUUGGCUUCAAAUAUUACCAUGAUCCGGGCGCAUUUGCCGAUUCGAUCAACGGCGUCGCAAGGACGUUCGUCGUUGCCGGCACGCUCUAUGCGGGCACAGAGAUGGUGGGUGUAACUGCUGGAGAAUCAGCAAACCCCCAAAAGGCCGUCCCGACCGCCAUCAAGCAGGUCUUCUGGCGUAUCCUGAUCUUCUACAUUGGAACCUUUUUCUUCCUGGGAAUCCUACUCCCCUACAACCACCCCAAGCUGCUCAGCUCUACUUCCACCGCCGCCAGCUCUCCAUUGACCAUCGCGCUCACCGACGCCGGCAUCCUGCCAGCCGCGCAUCUAAUCAACGCCCUAAUCGUCGUCAGCGUCAUCUCCGCCGGCAACGGCUCAUUGUACGUGGCAUCGCGAACCAUGCUCUUCAUGGCUCGCAACGGCAAGGCACCGCGCUUCAUCGGCCGCACCAAUUCGCGGGGUGUCCCCUGGGCGGCCCUGAUCUUCUCCAACAUCUUCACCUGCAUCGUGUUCCUCACGCUCUCCUCGAGCGCGGGCCGGAUUUAUUCCGCAUUAAUCACCUUAGCAGGAGUGGCCACCUUCGUAGUCUGGGCCGUCAUCUGCAUCGCACACAUCCGCUUCCGCAAGGCAAUGGUCGUACAAGGCGACGAUCCAUCCCGACUUCCUUUCCGAGCAGCGCUCUACCCCUACGGCACGUAUUUCGCGCUGGUCGCGACGAUCUUCCUCGUGUUCUUCCAGGGGUAUACGGCCUUUUUGAAUCCGUUUAGCGUGGACGACUUCAUCAUCAAUUACAUCCUGCUUCCGGUGUUCGUGAUGUUGGUUGUGGGAUACAAGAUCUGGAAUAAGACGAAGAUCGUCAAACUCGAGGAGAUGGAUAUCUGGACGGGAAGAAGGGUCGCUGAGGUUGAUGAGACAGAAACCGAUAAGAAGCACGGAUGGUUGGCCAAGUUGAAGGAUAUAUUUAUUGGUUAA
Molecule: messenger RNA, 1605 nt
Organism: Aspergillus bombycis
Lineage: Eukaryota; Fungi; Ascomycota; Eurotiomycetes; Eurotiales; Aspergillaceae
Product: amino acid permease
Exons: 8
Coding region: 1-1605 (534 amino acids)
Biological process (GO): amino acid transmembrane transport
Cellular component (GO): membrane
Molecular function (GO): amino acid transmembrane transporter activity
Source: RefSeq, a predicted model, not a curated record